ACUAGUGUCAUUGAAUCGUUCUUUAUUUUAUUUUAGGACCGGCGAAGAGGCCGCGAGAGUCAAAGAACGAAGUUUUAUGUGUUUACUUUUCUCGGAAUCUUGCCUUAUGCAGCCUCGAUUAUAUCGUGUCUCUGAGGUCUUAUGACCGGCUCCGGUGCGGGUCCAUCGAUCGCGUCGCGCCGGCCGGGUCGCGGCGCCGGCGGCGGCCGUCGGCAGUGGCUCGGUGGCCAGCGAGGCGGCCCGAUGCCUGGCCUGGUGGCGUUCCGGCGCCGCUGGAGUAUCGGCAGUGAUGACCUGGCCGUGCCCGGCGCCUUCUUCUUUCUGCUGCACGCCAUCUGGCUGACGGUGCUUUCUGUGGCGCUGGCCGUGUCCGACCUGAGCUCGGAGGUGCCCUGUCAGAGCCAGCUGUGGGAGUACAUCCUCGGCUACCUCAUCAUCCUCAGCGGAUGUCUCCUGCUGGAGGCGUGCAUUGUCGGCGUCAGCAUGCGCGGCUCCAUCCUGGAGACGGCGCCACGCGAGGCCACGCAGUACCUCAUCUACAUCCGACUCGGUGUGAUGGUGGUCGAGAUGGCCUGGCUGGUGGUGGGUGUCAUCUGGCUGGUCAAGUACUACCACUCGUGUCAGGCGCCCACCGCCAAGGAGGCUCUCAUAGGCGCCGUCAUCUGUAACUGGAUCUCCGUCACGAGCGCCUUUAUCAUGGUGUGGUGUACGUUCGACCCUGCCGGCCGGUCUUGGGUCAAAAUGAAAAACUACCAGCGCACGAUGAAGGACGGCCAGAAAAAGUAUCAGUACAAACGGUCCGGCAGCCAUCACAGAAACUGGCGGCAACGGAAGGUGCUGCGGGCCUACCGCGACUCGUGGGAUAACCGGUGUCGGAUGCUCUUCUGCUGUAUGGACCGGUCGGACCGAAACCAGAACUCGUUCGCCGAUAUCGCUCAGCUUCUGUCCGAGUUCUUCCGCGACCUGGACGUAGUGCCCUCGGACAUCAUCGCCGGCCUGGUGCUGCUGCGGCGCGUCCAGAAACUCGAGAGGAACAACAUCGUCAAAUCGAACUCGAAUGACACAUACGAGUUUCUGUCGGGUGUGAAGGUGACGCCGGCCUCGACGUUCCUGGCGCUGAACCAGCCCGACCAGUUGGCCUUCUUCAAGGACGUCAUCCACUACAUGAGGCUGGCCAUGUCCAUCUACGGCUGGCCUGUGUUCAUGAUGCAGCACUCCAGCACGGGCUGCUGCCGGCUCUGCCCCUACCUCAAGGGCGGCUGUCGGCGGCCGGCCACCACGGCCGAGGUGGUCGAGGACAACUGCUGCCUCUGUAACACAGCGGCCACCCAACGGAUGGCGCCGCUGGACGAGCUCGAACUGGUGUACGUCACAUACCACGUGGACGUCGGCGAGACGCCGUUCAUGGUGGCCGUGGAUCACCAGAGGUGUACGGUGAUCGUCUGCAUCCGAGGAACAAUGUCCACCAAGGACGUGGUGACAGACCUCGAGUGUGAGGGCGAGCCGAUUCCGACCACGCCUCUGCGGGACGACUGGCUCGGACACAGGGGUAUGGUGCAGACGGCCCGCUACAUCCGCGACAAGCUGGCCUCUGAGCGGCUGCUGGAGCGCGCCUUCUCGCGGGCGGCGGCCGGCGCGGGGGCGGGGGCGGCCGGCUACCGGCUGGUGCUGGUGGGCCACUCGCUGGGCGCCGGCACGGCCGCUAUCCUGGCCAUCCUGCUGCGCGACCAGUACCCGGAGCUGCGCUGCUUCGCCUACUCGCCGCCCGGCGGACUGCUCAGUAUGCCGGCAGUGGAGUACACGAAGGAGUUCAUCACGUCUGUGGUGGUGGGGAAGGACGUGGUGCCGCGCAUCGGACUGCACCAGCUGGAGCAGCUGCGCUCCGACCUGAUGGACGUCAUCAAACACAGCAAACAGUCCAAGUGGCGUGUGAUCGGCGGCGGUAUGUCGUGCUGCGGCUGCUGCUGCUCCUCCGAGGAGGCCUCCUCGGCCGCCUGCGGUGACCUGGUGCAGCGGCGGCUGGCCGGCCGGCAGCUCUCCGCCGCUCACCCGAGCGACUCGACCAUCGCGCUCACCGUGCACCAGCCGCUCUACCCUCCCGGCCGGGUGAUGCACAUUGUGCGGCACCACCCCGAGCAUCACGGCGGUGACAAAAAGGUGCGCCGCGGCGAGCCGGUGUACCAGGCCAUCUGGGUGGAAAACGAUUCGUUUGACGAGGUGCUCAUCUCGCCGGUGAUGAUCCAGGACCACAUGCCGGACAAGGUGCUGCAGGCACUCCAGAAGGUCCUGAGCUGCGUGGGUCCGGCCAAGCCGGUCCGGUCGGGGGCCAGCCAUCUGCGCGGCGCCUCUGAGGAGCGGCGGCCGCUGGUGUCGUCUCCGCUGCUGGCUGCCGCCCCCGCCCCCGCCGCCGCCCCGGCCACCGUCAGCCAGCGCCGGCUGCAGCUGGAGACCAGUUUCGACUGCGAGUUCGCGACGCCGCCGCCGCCGCCGCCGCCGCCUCCGUUCGAGGACACGGUGUCAGUGAGCACCCUGCAGCUGGUGUGGACGGGUCGGCGGCCGUGUCCGCCCACUCCGCCCAUCAGCGGCUGGCCGGGCCGCGCGGGCCAGCCGGCGCCGCUCGCCUCUCCGGACACUGUGAGCGAGGCGUCCAGCUCCGGCGGCGGCAGCCUGCUGCGGGAAGUGCUGCGCGCCGCCGCGCUGCCGCGGCGCCGACCCCUCUCCGUCAUCAGCCAGUCGCCGGGCGCUGACGAGCCGAGCGGCAGCGGCGGCGGCGGCGGCUGGUCGGAGGCGACCACCCCCGAGGAGCCGCGGGACACCCUGCUGCCCCUCGAGGCAGUACCACCGGUCGGAAAACAGCGGCCGCCACAGCCGUCCGGCGACUCGGGCUUCGUCAACGGUGGCUCGUCGGCCAGCGAGCCGUGGUUUGUGACGCCGCGCACCUCGGGCGCCGCCCACUUUGUGUUCCCCGGCGAGCCGGGAGCGGACUGCGAGGUGUUCCUGCCGGGGGAGGCGCCCGGCCGGCCGGCACCCUCGGCCGUCUGAGACAGACCGGCCGCCGCGGCCACUGCGGCACGUGCAAUCCGCCCAACCAGGCGACCAAUAUGCGCUUCAACUUCGACCAAAGAGUGAGGGUGAGUGAGCGAGAGAGGUGUGUGAGGGGUGAGUGAUCUGAGCGAGAGAGCGCUGGGGUAGGGAGGGAGGGGCGGACGUGGCCCGGCAGGUUCUGUUGUACCUUGUCCUUUGUACUCGCGUGGUGAGCAGAGCACCCCCGUGUCGGGGGACGGACUCGGCUUUGCUCGGUACUCUGGGCAGUCGCGUCUCCGGGUCAGCGGCGUCCGGCGGCCGCCACCUGCCAGUCAGUCAUAUCUCCUUUUCAACUCAGUCCGCGCCGGCGUGUCUGUGCUGACGUCACCGCCGGUAUGACGUCACCCAUCGACUGUGUCUCAUCAUGACAAUGCGUGCGUGUGCUAGCGAUCGUGCGCUGUUGCGAAUGCCGGCGUGACUCGGCAGCCGCGCAGUGCAUUUUCCACUAUUCAAUGGUAUGAGUGUGUUUGUACUUGCCGCAGCCACCAGUGUGUAUUUAUUUCGGGAGGGGAGGGUCGUGUGUCCUGUGGGGUUACUGCUGAGACUGAGUGUCACACUUGGUCGGAGGGAGGGACAGAGGGAGGGAACCUGUGCCAAAACUCAGAGCUCUCUGGGCCGGCGGUGGGUCUCGGCUUGUUGGCCGGUCGGUAAGGGGACUGAGUCGCGAGUUAUAGCGAUUCUAUCUCCCCGUCAAACCAGAGGACCGGGCCCUCCAGCGGACCGCCGCCGGGCCGCAAACCUUCCGCCAUGACAGUGCGUACCAAAUAAACUAUUUACACAAACG
Molecule: messenger RNA, 3868 nt
Organism: Amphibalanus amphitrite
Lineage: Eukaryota; Metazoa; Arthropoda; Thecostraca; Balanomorpha; Balanidae
Product: diacylglycerol lipase-alpha-like
Exons: 16
Coding region: 142-3042 (966 amino acids)
Biological process (GO): lipid metabolic process
Cellular component (GO): postsynaptic membrane; dendrite membrane
Source: RefSeq, a predicted model, not a curated record